Messenger RNA from Dendroctonus ponderosae (mountain pine beetle), 1123 nucleotides. Its product is annotated as procathepsin L. The transcript is spliced from 5 exons. NCBI's taxonomy places the organism in Eukaryota, Metazoa, Arthropoda, Insecta, Coleoptera, Curculionidae. Bases 103 to 1065 code for a protein of 320 amino acids. Gene Ontology annotation, molecular function: cysteine-type endopeptidase activity. Gene Ontology annotation, biological process: immune response. The record is from RefSeq and is a predicted model, not a curated record. Gene Ontology annotation, cellular component: lysosome.
CGGCUGCUGGUCUCAAGUGCCUUCAAAUCUGAUAACUUUAGUAUAAAAUCGGGGCAGUUUUUAAUUGUAGGGCAGUGUUCUUCGACCAACCGAGAAAUAACAAUGAAAUUCUUUAUUUUGGGUAGCUUAUUGGUAGCUGCUGUGGCAGCUUCCUUGGAGCAAGAUGCGUUCCAAGCAUUCAAGCUGAAACACAACAAAACAUAUAAGACUCCCGUCGAAGAAACCACCAGGUACGGCAUUUUCCAAGCUAAACUUUUGGAGAUUGAGGAGCACAACAGCCGUUUUGAACAAGGACUAGAAACCUACAAGAAAGGAGUAAACAAGUUCAGUGACUGGACUCACGACGAAUUCAAGGCUUACCUUGGCCUCCAUCCUAAACCAGCCAAACUUGGUAAAGGUAUUCCAUACGUGAAAACCGGAGUUUCAGUUCCUGCUUCGGUUGACUGGAGAACUGAAGGAUACGUAACUGGAGUGAAAAAUCAAGGAGACUGUGGUUCAUGCUGGGCAUUUUCUCUGACUGGAUCCGUUGAAGGUGCCUUGUUCAAAUCAACUGGAAAGCUUGUAUCCCUUUCAGAACAGCAACUGGUAGACUGCACUUAUGGUACAGUGAACUUUGGAUGCGAUGGCGGAUACCUGGAAGAAACCUUCCCCUACAUUCAAGAAACAGGCUUGGAAGCUGAAGCCAGCUACCCAUACAAAGCACGAGAUGGCACCUGCAAAUUCGAUGCUUCCAAAGUUGUAACGAAGAUCAACGACUACGUUUACUGGUACGGUGAUGAAGAAGCUCUGUUAGAAGCUACUGCUACUAUUGGACCCAUUUCUGUUGCAAUGGACGCCAACUACAUUGAUUCCUACGCUUCUGGAGUAUUUUCAAGCCGAUUGUGCAGCAGUGACGAUCUGAACCAUGGUGUCUUGGUGGUAGGAUACGGAUCUGAAAAUGGAGUCAACUACUGGUUAGUUAAGAACUCCUGGGCUGCAGAUUGGGGUGAGUCCGGCUACCUGAAGCUUCUUCGUGGACAAAACGAGUGUGGUAUUGCUGAGGAUGAUUCCUACCCAAUCGUUUAAAGAUUCAUCGCUGUCUUUUAAAGUGUAUUCCAUCUGAUUAGAUAAUUACAUAUUAAUA